AUGACGAGCAUCCACUCUGUCCUGACUUUUCGCGAGAGCUGGCCUCUAUCGAGAGACCUUGACUUGACGGGUGUCUAUGACGAGCUGCGCCGCCUUCGGCUCUUCGUGGCUGUCAUUCGCGCCUGUAGCUCACGGAGAGCCGAGCAACAGCGGAUGGGCCCGGGCUUGAGUGCCAACGAAUCCGAGCAUCCGCCAGUAUUUCUCAGCGUUGAGGCCGAGGAUGCGCUCGUGCUUAACUACCUUGACCAGGCUCUCCUAAAGUACACGCGCAGCCCGGAGGAGGAUCCGGAUGCCGACUGGAAGAAAUGGCUCCUGUCUUUUGGCACGAUGGGAGGAGGAAUCAUGCCACUGGCAGAGCAUGGUGCUACGGGUGCAGGCUUCACCCGUCGAUAUUUGGCUGUUCGACGAUGGGCUGAGAAUCAUGAAAAGUUUCUUCGAAACAGAGCAAACGAACUAUCACGCCAAGAUGUCAGGGCACUAAACCUACUUGAUCUCCCCAUGGAACUUCUAGCGAACGUCUUUGAUUUUUUCAAACACCCUGCACUGUCAAUUCAGGGAGGCGUGGAUUGGAAGAUGGAGGAGAUUGGCGCAUCAAAUGCGAGGUCGAAGCGUUUUAGAACCCUCAAAAAUGCGCGACUUGUCUGUCGUCUCUUCAAUGACCUAGCGUCACCGCUCCUAUGUCCAAUUUUGCGUUUAAACGUGGAAAGUGCCUCUCUUGAUCGAUUGCGAGCGAUCUCUGCAUCACCGUCGCUAAGGAGUGGGAUUCGAGGCAUUAAGUUGAAUCUCAACUAUUGCUUUGAGAAUAUCGCCAUGGAUGAAAUUAUAUUCCUCAAGGUCAUUAGACAUGAGGUCAACGAUUUCUUUUCCUAUUGUGAAAAUGAAUAUGAGGAUGUCGACGACCGAGCCGAGCCCACUCGAAGGGGCAAUAGGCUCAUAUCAAGUGCUAUCUCCUUUAGCCAAAACGAAGGCCUGACGGAGGUAAAUACAGGGCUUGAGAGGAAGGAUUAUCAAUACGUCGACGCUCUCCGCCGCGGCUACCUGAACUAUAGAGAUCUACACCUAGAGCAGAAUCGUCUCCUCCAGCACGGAGAUUUUGCACGCACUCUGGCAACGAGCCUUUCUCAUUUAAAAUCAUCUAUAGACUUGAAACUAUGCGGUAAUCACUUGAGGUACGCAUAUGAGGAUGUGCAUGGCAUACCACCUACAGCGGGAACCAGACGAACCCCCCAAAUCUUCACUUCUGCGGAGGCGCUGGCAAAAUCUAUCUCCAGGCCGCACCAGUGGGUUGGCUUCAGAGGAGUGCAUUCACCAGCUCGUAUGGAGACGGCACGCCUUCUCUGCGAGCUGCCGCUGGCCCUACAAAGAGAAGGCGUGUCAGUCGACAGUUUCAUGCCGUCUAUCCUGAAGAGACUGCGAUCGUUUGAACAACUAUGCCCAGGAAGAUAUACUCCCAAUGAGGGACUAGAAGAAGCCCAGGAACAGCUUCUUGCUUUCUCUAAGCAUCUACGCUCCUUCGAUAUCUCAGCGGGUGAAGAAUACACCGAAUUGUCUCGACGUGUACAAGAACCGGAAAUGCUUAUACUCGAAAGUUAUCUCAGGGCGAUGCUUGCUAGUCCUCGCCUUGUAAAUUUGAAGCUUUCUCUAGGAUUUCUUAUGCGAUAUAUUCCUCCAAACCCCCAAAGCAACGGGAGGCGUGGUAGAAAGUAUUAUGCAUUAAAGUCCAAUAUCUUUACUUCCCCUUGGCCAAAUUUACAACGAGUGUUUCUUCGUUUUCUAUCUCUUCCACAAACGGAACUCGAGCUUUUUUGCCAGAAUCUAAGCUAUGAACUAGUUGAAUUUUACAUGAGCGACGUGAAGUUGUCAAGUGGGAAAUGGAAGGCCAUUGCCGACUUGUUGCAUGGAAGGCUGUCACAAAGGGCAAGGUUGAGGAAAUGCAAAGUCAAGGUAUUAGGACUUCACGGAGGGGAGGCUGCCAAGAUUGCACAGAGUCAAAAUGCAAACCAGAAUACGGGAACUCUCUUUCAACAGUCGGUACAGGUCGGCUCAUCGGAGUUGAGCCGUAUGGUUGAACGAUUUAUAACUGGAAAGUGCGACAUCAACCCAUUGUCAUUUAGUUAG
Clonostachys byssicola is the source of this 2118-nucleotide messenger RNA. NCBI's taxonomy places the organism in Eukaryota, Fungi, Ascomycota, Sordariomycetes, Hypocreales, Bionectriaceae. The record is from the annotation of a GenBank genome assembly.